Castor canadensis (American beaver) is the source of this 2665-nucleotide messenger RNA. RefSeq names its product phospholipase B domain containing 2 (gene Plbd2). The record is from RefSeq and is a predicted model, not a curated record. Lineage: Eukaryota; Metazoa; Chordata; Mammalia; Rodentia; Castoridae. Gene Ontology annotation, molecular function: glycerophospholipase activity. Gene Ontology annotation, cellular component: extracellular region. Gene Ontology annotation, biological process: phospholipid catabolic process.
CGGGUGGCAUCGCGCGGCUCGGCGCGGUCAUGGUGGCCCCGAUGUACGGGUCACCCGGCGGCCGCCUGGCCCGGGCGCUGACGCGGGCGCUGGCGCUGGCCCUGGUGCUGGCCCUGCUGGUCGGGCUGUUCCUGAGCGGCCUGGCGGGCGCCGCCCCGGUCCCGGGGCACUGGGCGGAAGGCUACAAGGCCGACCCCCCCGCGUCCCGCAGCCGCUCGGUGCUCUGGGACGCCGCGGCCGGCCAGCUGCGCCUGGUGGACGGUCGCCACCCCGAGGCCGUGGCCUGGGCCAACCUCACCAACGCCAUCCGCGAGACCGGGUGGGCCUUUCUGGAGCUGGGCACCAAUGGCAGCUACAAUGACAGCCUGCAGGCCUACGCAGCGGGCGUGGUGGAAGCCUCGGUGUCCGAGGAGCUCAUCUACAUGCACUGGAUGAACACAGUGGUGAACUACUGCGGCCCCUUUGAGUACGAGGUCGGCUACUGCGAGAGGCUCAAGAGCUUCCUGGAGGCCAACCUGGAGUGGAUGCACGAGGAGAUGGAGCGGAACGCCGACUCCACCUACUGGCACCAGGUGCGGCUGACCCUCCUGCAGCUGAAAGGCCUGGAGGACAGCUACGAAGGCCGUGUGACCUUCCCUGCUGGGAAGUUUACCAUCAAACCCUUGGGGUUCCUCCUGCUGCAGAUCUCUGGAGACCUGGAAGACCUAGAGCCGGCCCUGAACAAGACCAAUGCCAAGCCGUCCCUGGGCUCAGGUUCCUGCUCCGCCCUCAUCAAGUUGCUACCUGGCCACCGUGACCUUCUGGUGGCCCACAACACCUGGAACUCCUACCAAAACAUGCUACGCAUCAUUAAGAAGUACCAGCUGCAGUUCCGGGAGGGCCCUCGAGAGGACUACCCCCUGGUUCCCGGCAACAAGCUGGUCUUCUCAUCCUAUCCGGGCACCAUCUUCUCCUGUGAUGACUUCUACAUGCUGAGCAGUGGGCUGGUCACACUGGAGACCACCAUCGGCAACAAGAACCCAGCCCUGUGGAAGUACGUGCGGCCCGAGGGCGGCGUGCUGGAGUGGGUUCGGAACAUCGUGGCUAACCGCUUGGCCUUGGAUGGGGCCAGCUGGACUGACGUCUUUAAGAGAUUCAACAGUGGCACGUAUAACAACCAGUGGAUGGUCGUGGACUACAAGGCGUUCGUCCCUGGUGGGCCCAGCCCUGGGAGCAGGGUGCUCACCAUCCUGGAGCAAAUCCCGGGCAUGGUGGUGGUGGCCGAUAAGACCUCAGAGCUGUACGAGACCACCUACUGGGCGAGCUACAACAUCCCGUCCUUUGAGACUGUGUUCAAUGCCAGUGGGAUGCAGGACCUGGUGGCCGAGUACGGGGACUGGUUUUCCUAUGACAAGAGUCCCCGCGCUCUGAUCUUCCUGCGGAACCAGUCGCUGGUGCGCGACAUGGAUUCCAUGGUCCGGCUGAUGAGGUACAACGACUUCCUCCACGACCCCCUGUCAUUGUGUAAAACCUGUGACCCCCAGCCCAAUGGGGAGAACGCCAUUUCAGCCCGCUCUGACCUCAACCCUGCCAAUGGCUCCUACCCAUUCCAGGCCCUGCACCAGCGCUCUCACGGGGGCAUUGAUGUGAAGGUGACCGGCAUGUCCCUGGCCAAGGCCCUAAGCAUGGUGGCUGCCAGUGGCCCCACGUGGGACCAGGUACCCCCGUUCCAGUGGAGCACCUCGCCCUUCCAAGAAGUGCUGCACAUGGGUCACCCCGACCUCUGGAAGUUCUCGCCCAUCCAGGUCCGGUGGGACUGAGGCUCCACGCCGCUCCGCUGCCUUCUCUGCUGACCCUGGCAGGGCUGCCUUGACCUCCUGCUCACCACCUUCUUGGCUUUGCCUUCUGCUGCCCCCUGAUCUGGGAUCUGGUCUGCCGGGUACAUUCUCGUCUGAGUGGUCUCUCCCAGGGUGGGACACAAACCUGAUGGGGCUCAGCACUGAUGCUCCCUGUCUUCCUGAGUGGUGGGCCCCAUCCCCAUCUCCCUCUGCCUGUCAGUGUCUCCUGCUUCUCUGUCUCUGCCACCUCUGCGCCCAUUUUCAAGCUCUCUCCUGAGGACUUGGCAGGUCCUAGGCUCAGCCUCUGGCCCCUGGCACCUGCUCCCAGUGCCCCCUUCCUACAACAUUUCCUCAGGUGCCACUGGGGCUGCUAAGACUCAGCCCUGGGUCCUGGAUGUGCACUCUGGUUGGCGCCACUCCUCAGCUCCCUUCCCCAGCCCCUGUCCCCCUUGGGAAGCCCCUUGUCCCAUCUGGGCAGCUUUCUGAGGACAGAAACUUGACAGCAAACAAAAACCAAAGUUUCUGGCCACUUGUGGCUGGAGGAUCCUGAGUGUCUUCUCUGCAGGGGAGGUGGGAGUGUCACCUCUACACUCCUGCCUCCUGCUCCACCCCAGCGAGGGCCUGCGCCUAGCCUCUGGGCAGCACCCACAGCUCCCUGCCAUAGAAACCGAAGUGUAGGCUGUGCUGCCAUUAAACACGAGAGGCCGUGGCUGGCUGCUGUGCUUCCUAGGGUGGCAGGAAGGGGAGCGUGCCGUGCUGACUCAUGGUUUUCAGUUCUCCCCAUCCACUAAGCAUCCUUCUGUCUGACCAUCUAACCUUUUGGUCAUGUGCCAACCCACUCACCCAUU